UAGGAUUGUGGAGAUAGAGUAAUUUUUGUCCUUCCUCCAAGAACUUGUAUAUAGCAUAGAUUCAAUUGUGAAAUGGAGUUUAACUUUUAAAAUGUGGGGCUAGCUGGGUGUGGUGGUACAUGCCUUUAAUGCCAGCACUCAGGAGGUAGAGACAGAUGGAUCGCUGUGAGUUAGAGGCCAGCCUAGGCUACAGAGUGAGCUACAGAGAGAAACCCUGUCUUGAAAAACAAACAAAAAUAAAAUAUGGGGCCAAGGAAAUGACUCAACAGGUAGCGGGCUGGCCAUGCAAAUGUGGGGACCUGUGCUGACUCUGUAGAACCUACCUAAGGCCAGUGCACAUCUGUAACUACAGGGUGUCUGUGAUGAGAUGGGAGGCAGAGGCAGGAGAAUGCCUGUCAGCAGAGGCAAACAAUAAAGACACCCUGCCUCAGACAAGGUAGCAGGGGGACAACAUGCAAGGCUGCCUUCUGAUCGCUUCACUCAUGAUGUAGCAUGCAUUCUCCACCGCUCACACACAGGUAUGAGUACACACAUGCAUGAAUGCACACACAUACACAUAUGCCCAGCAUUCCAAUUCAUUAACCUCAAAUUGCAGAUUCCAACCCAAUUUUCUUUAAACAUCAUGUGGUUGUUUGAAUAUAUUUGGCUAAGGGAGUGGCACUGUUUGCAGGUAUGGCCUUGUUGGAGUAGGUAUGGCUUUGUUGAAGGAAGUGUGUCACUGCGAGUGUGGGCUCUGAGAGCUUCCUUCUAGCUGCCUGAGGAUGUCAGUCUUCUCCUAGUGGCCUUCAGAUAAACAUGUAGAACUCUCAGCACCUCCAGCUCCGUGCCUGCCUGGACAUUUCCAUGUUUCCACCUUGAUGAUAAUGGAUUGAACCUCUGAACCUGUAAGCCAGUCCCAAUUAAAUAUCCUAAUAAGAGUUGCCUUGGUCAUGACGUCUGAUCACAGCAGUAAAAAUCUAACUAAGACAAUCAUCAUCAUCACGGAAAAACUUUCAGGGUCUAAAAUGUCUGUGUGGGGCUGGAGAGAUGGCUUGGAGGUUAAGAGCUAACUCUUCCAGAGGACCUGGGUUCAAUUCCCAGACCAAUAUGGCAGCUCACAACUGUCUGUAACUCCAGAUCUGCAUUGUCUUCUGGCUUUGAGACUACCAAUCAUAUAUGCAUGUGGUACACAGACACACAUGCAGGCAAAACAACUAUACACAUAAAUUAAUAAUUUUUAGAAAUUACCAUGGCCAGGAGUGCCCAACAAGAAAAACAGAGUCCCUAGUUUCUCUCUUCUCCCCUUAAGCAAAUAUUGGGGUGUCAGCCAGAUAAUUUGGUUUGAACUACAUCCUGGCCAUAUGACUUGAAAUGGUGUCCUUUCCACUCUGAGCUCUGCUAAACCCAGCUGCCUCACAGAUCACUAGGAGUGAUCUAGUCACUCCUAGGAGCAGGCAACAAGCUGGGCAGUUUAAAAAGUGACCUUGCCAGCUGCACAGUGGUGGCCCUUGCCUUUAAUCUCAGCACUGGGGAGGCAGAAUUAGAUAGAUCUCUGAGUUUGAGGCCAGCCUGAUCUAUAUACCAAGUUCCAGGAUAACCAGGAUUCUACAGAGAAGAAACCCUGUCUCAGAGCGACAAGAAGCAGAAGAGGAAGAAAAGGAAGAAGAAAGUGACCUUGUCUCAACUGGUUCUAACUGAUGCUGCACUUAGAAGGUUUGCCUGGGAUGGUUCUAGAAACAUGAAGACUUCUGCCUUGGUCCGCCCGCAGACACUGAGGCUGGGUAGUGACUUGGCAGAACUCUGAGACGGAGUCUGCUAUGUAGAAGCCCCUUGUGCUUCAGCAGCAAUCACAGAGGCAGUGCAGGUAGCUGACCUUCAUCCAUACUCUAACUGGUCUAGAAAGAUGCAUAGGAAGUCUGUUCUCCGACCUUGCACGUGUGGAUCCUGGAGUCCAGGGGUCUGGUAUUUCCAGGAUGGCAUGAAAGCCCAAGUCAACAACCUCUGUGGUCUUUACCGGUGUUUACACAAGAGAACUGGGAAUCUCGUAGAAGGGCUCUCAGACUGUUCUGGAACAUGCUGCCCCAGGCCAGACUUUCCUAUUCCUUUCCUCAGUCCCUGGAGGGACCCAGAUGUCUCUCCUUUGCAUAUACUCUCUGUACUGGAUCCCAGAACCAAAUCUGUGACUCGGAUGGAUUGAGACUCCAGGAGGGAAGCUUUGAUGUUGGCAGUUCAAGGCCACUUUCCUGGCAUAGCUCCACCUGACAACACUGUGAAGCUGGGUUGGGAAGCUGGGAGCACAGGGCAGAAAGGUUGCUCUCAUCUGGAGUGAGUUGGUGUGACUGGGAGAGCUGGGGUGGAUUUGUGAUAUUUGAUACACAAAACCCAGACUUCAGUGACCCCUACUUCAAGAAAAUGAACAGUGAUGGAUUUAGCUUGUAUGUUUCUGUUUGUUUCCCCACGCAAACAGGUAAACUAGGAGCUGUUGGGCUGGGUUGUGGAUGGACCUUUGCCUAGGAUAUAGGAGACAUGGGCUUUCCUUCAGGGCUACAUAACUACUAGCAUAGAAUAUAAUUAACUUGGGCAGUGGUUGUACUAUUGAAGGAUGAACAUACCUCAAACCUUUACACACAAAUGUCACAGAAGUCUCCUGGCAGGCACUCUUAUGUCCAGAAGAGACAGAGUCGGCCAUGAUGAAGGACUUUGGGGCUAGGAGUUUGGCCUAGUCAGGAGCAGAAGGAGGAUUUCCAGCCGCCCCCCCCCCCGCCCCGCCCCGCAGCGUCUCAUAUAGCCCAGGCUGGUCUAGAACUUGGUAUGUAGCCUAACUUCUCAUCCUCUUGCCUCCACCGUACUUGGCAUUUCAACUCUCGAUCCUGGUUAGUCCACCCAACUGGACGCUACCUGGGGGAGACCCAAGUUGCCAUGGUCUAGGUUCAAGACGGCAAAGCUUGUCAUUGUCUUGAUGAAAGCGCCUCAGGUCCGUCGGUCAGCUAAACGCAAAGGACGCAGGGGACUAAGGCGACGUGUCUGCAGCUGACAUUCUAACGGAAGCGGGGAGUCUUGCAGCCGUGAGCCCCCGCGGCCCGAUGGGUCUCCCCGGUACCUGAUGCUUUGAGGAUAUAUGGAGGCUCCCAGAAAGCGCGGGCUCAGCACUGGGGCCGCCUGAGCUCUGGAACAGGCCCAAGGGUGUCGAGCAGGCUCCUGCCCUGGCGUGGACCCGCCUUCUCCCGGGUGAGACCCAAUGGGGCGGCAGGUUCUGCAGCUCCGCCCCGGUUGGGUCCCAGCCACCAGGGCCAGCCUAGAGUCCCCACCGCACAGCCCGGUGCAGCGGCGUGCUCGGACCUCGCGUGCUCGGGAUGGCCGGCUACCUGCGGGCUGUGAGCUCGCUCUGCAGAGCCUCGGGCUCAGCGCGGACCUGGGCACCGGCAGCACUGACUGUCCCCAGCUGGCCGGAGCAGCCGCGGCGCCACUAUGCUGAGAAGAGGAUCAAGGUGGAGAAGCCGGUAGUGGAGAUGGACGGUGACGAGAUGACCCGGAUCAUCUGGCAGUUCAUCAAGGAGAAGCUCAUCCUGCCUCACGUGGAUGUUCAGCUCAAGUAUUUUGACCUUGGGCUUCCAAACCGUGACCAGACCAAUGACCAGGUCACCAUUGACUCUGCUCUGGCCACCCAGAAGUACAGUGUGGCUGUCAAGUGUGCCACAAUCACCCCUGAUGAGGCCCGUGUGGAAGAGUUCAAGCUGAAGAAAAUGUGGAAGAGCCCUAACGGAACGAUCCGGAACAUCCUUGGGGGAACCGUCUUCAGAGAGCCAAUCAUCUGCAAAAACAUCCCCCGCCUUGUCCCUGGCUGGACCAAGCCCAUCACCAUUGGCAGGCACGCCCAUGGCGACCAGUACAAGGCCACAGAUUUUGUGGUAGAUCGAGCUGGCACGUUCAAGUUGGUCUUCACCCCAAAGGAUGGCAGCAGUGCCAAGGAGUGGGAGGUGUAUAACUUCCCUGCCGGAGGCGUUGGGAUGGGGAUGUACAACACCGACGAGUCCAUUUCGGGCUUCGCGCACAGCUGCUUCCAGUACUCUAUCCAGAAGAAAUGGCCGCUCUACUUGAGCACCAAGAACACCAUUCUGAAGGCCUAUGACGGGCGUUUCAAGGACAUCUUCCAGGAGAUCUUUGACAAGCACUAUAAGACUGACUUCGACAAGAAUAAGAUCUGGUAUGAACAUCGGCUCAUCGACGACAUGGUGGCCCAGGUGCUCAAGUCUUCCGGUGGCUUUGUGUGGGCUUGCAAAAACUAUGAUGGAGACGUGCAGUCUGACAUCCUGGCUCAAGCGCUACUGGGGAUUAUAUAUACGGCCUCAUGAAAGCUAGGUGAGUGCACUACUACUGAGCUACAAGUACAGGCCUUUAUUUAUCUGUGCCUGUGCGCAUGUGCAGCACUCGUGUGGAGGGCAGAGGGCACCCUGCAUGAGUUGACUCCUUGCACCAUGUGGGUCCUGGAGAUUGAACUCAGGUUGUCAGGCUUGGUGGCAGGAACCUUUACCAGCCGCGCUGUCUUGUUUUCCCUCUGCCUUAUUUUGAGACAGGGUAGACUAGCUGGCUGGGUGGGAUCACCAUCAGCUGUCUUGUCUUGUACCAAGGGAUCGGCCUGUCUCCAACCCUGUGACUGCUGUGACAGAGACAGGCGUGCAGGGUGCUGAGCUCAGGUGGCUCACAUUUGGAAUCUCAGCACUCAGGGGAUUGAGGGAAGCAGACUGCUAUCAUUUGAGGCCGGCUUGGGUUACAUAGUGAGUUCCAGGCCAAAUAAAAAUAAACAGAAAAAGGGGCCGUUGAGAUGGCUCAGUGGUAAAGGCACUUGCCAUGGAGAUUGACAGCUUGAGUCUCAUCCCCAGAAUCUACAUGGUGGAGAAAGCACUCUUGCAAAGCU
Molecule: messenger RNA, 4894 nt
Organism: Mus musculus (house mouse)
Lineage: Eukaryota; Metazoa; Chordata; Mammalia; Rodentia; Muridae
Gene: Idh2
Product: isocitrate dehydrogenase 2 (NADP+), mitochondrial
Exons: 8
Coding region: 3333-4331 (332 amino acids)
Biological process (GO): NADP+ biosynthetic process; negative regulation of glial cell proliferation; negative regulation of glial cell migration
Cellular component (GO): peroxisome; mitochondrion
Molecular function (GO): oxidoreductase activity, acting on the CH-OH group of donors, NAD or NADP as acceptor; isocitrate dehydrogenase (NADP+) activity; magnesium ion binding
Source: RefSeq, a predicted model, not a curated record